Messenger RNA from Fusarium venenatum, 484 nucleotides. Its product is annotated as 40S ribosomal protein uS17. Gene Ontology annotation, molecular function: structural constituent of ribosome. Gene Ontology annotation, biological process: translation. Gene Ontology annotation, cellular component: ribosome; cytosolic small ribosomal subunit. The record is from RefSeq and is a predicted model, not a curated record. Lineage: Eukaryota; Fungi; Ascomycota; Sordariomycetes; Hypocreales; Nectriaceae.
GGCGACCGAGUUGACCGUCCAGUCGGAGCGUGCUUUCCAGAAGCAGCCUCACAUCUUCCAGAACUCGAAGACCAAGACCAAGUCCACCCGACCGGGCAAGGGUGGCCGACGAUGGUACAAGGACGUCGGUCUGGGUUUCCGAACCCCCAAGACCGCCAUUGAGGGCAGCUACAUUGACAAGAAGUGCCCCUUCACUGGUCUCGUCUCUAUCCGUGGCCGUAUCUUGACCGGUACCGUCGUUUCCACCAAGAUGCACCGAACCAUCAUCAUCCGCCGCGAGUACCUGCACUUCAUCCCCAAGUACUCCCGAUACGAGAAGCGACACAAGAACGUUGCCGCCCACGUUUCUCCCGCUUUCCGUGUCCAGGAGGGUGAUCAGGUUACCGUUGGCCAGUGCCGACCUCUGAGCAAGACUGUCCGCUUCAACGUCCUGCGCGUCCUGCCCCGAACCGGCAAGUCUGUUAAGAAGUUCUCCAAGUUUUAA